This is a messenger RNA of Acomys russatus (golden spiny mouse), 1287 nucleotides long. It is a transcript of the gene Ctu1, whose product is annotated as cytosolic thiouridylase subunit 1. Bases 114 to 1262 code for a protein of 382 amino acids. Gene Ontology annotation, cellular component: cytosolic tRNA wobble base thiouridylase complex; mitochondrion. Gene Ontology annotation, biological process: tRNA wobble position uridine thiolation. The record is from RefSeq and is a predicted model, not a curated record. NCBI's taxonomy places the organism in Eukaryota, Metazoa, Chordata, Mammalia, Rodentia, Muridae. The transcript has 3 exons. Gene Ontology annotation, molecular function: tRNA binding.
GGAGUUGUAGUCUCAAGGGCAACUUCCGCUACAGGCUUCCGCGUGGCAGGCAGAGUGCGGAUUACUUUUCCACCCAGUGUAGACUUCCCAGAGGACCCAUUCGUCUUCCUGAGAUGCCCGCCCCGACGUGUUCCUCCUGCCACACAGCCCGAGCCGCCCUCCGUCGCCCGCGCUCGGGGCAGGCGCUGUGCGGCUCCUGCUUCUGUGCUGCCUUUGAGGCUGAGGUGCUGCACACGGUGCUUGCCGGGCACCUGCUGCCGCCGGGUGCUGUAGUGGCCGUGGGCGCCUCUGGUGGCAAGGACUCCACGGUGUUGGCACACGUGCUCCGCGAGCUCGCCCCGCGCCUGGGCAUCACAUUGCACCUGGUGGCGGUGGAUGAGGGCAUUGGCGGCUACCGCGACGCGGCGCUGGAGGCGGUGCGCAGCCAGGCGGCACGCUGGGAGCUGCCACUCACCAUUGUGGCAUACGCAGAUCUCUUCGGGGGCUGGACAAUGGACGCUGUGGCCCGCAGCACCGCUGGCUCUGGCCGGAGCCGCUCCUGCUGUACCUUCUGCGGGGUGUUGCGGCGGCGUGCACUGGAGGAAGGUGCUCGCCUCGUGGGAGCCACACACAUCGUGACAGGCCACAAUGCUGACGACAUGGCGGAGACAGUUCUCAUGAACUUCCUGCGUGGUGAUGCUGGGCGGCUAGCCCGGGGCGGAGUCCUGGGCUCCACGGGUGAGGGGUGUGCACUCCCCAGGUGCCGGCCUCUGCAGUUCGCCUCGCAGAAGGAGGUGGUGCUGUACGCACACUUCCGUCGCCUACGCUACUUCUCUGAGGAAUGUGUAUAUGCCCCUGAGGCCUUCCGCGGUCACGCCCGGGACCUGCUCAAGCGCCUGGAGGCAGCCCGGCCAUCAGCUGUGCUGGACCUAGUGCACUCAGCCGAGCGCCUUGCUCUGGCCCCAGCGGCACGGCCGCCUCCUCCAGGCACCUGUUCCCGCUGCGGGGCGUUGGCCAGCCACACUCUCUGCCAGGCCUGUGCGCUCCUGGAUGGCCUCAACCGAGGCCUGCCGCGCCUGGCCAUCGGCAAGGGCCGCCGUGUGCUGCAAGCUGAGCCGUCAGCACUCGGGAACCCAAAUCGGGUCACCAGUGAUCCUGUGGCCCCGCCAGGCCCCUGCUCCUGCAAGCAAUCCAGAGAUGAAGCCAACCUGUGCGGGGAUGGAGGGGAUAAGGCUGGAGCCACCUGUGUCUUGCAGAGCGACCUGAGCCGAGUGGCAGAGUGACCUGAGUCCUACACUCUUCUACCUU